AUGCCUCAGCUACUGAAAAGCAUCAUUGAUAUCAUCGAAGUUUACAACGAAUAUGCACAAACUGAUUCUGAUGGAACAUCACUGAGCAAAAAAGCCCUGAAGAAUCUCCUGCAGAGGGAGUUUGGAGAUAUCCUCCGGAGACCACACGACCCCCAGACCGUGGAACUGGUCCUGCAACUUCUCGAUCGAGAUCGUAACGGGCAUGUCGAUUGCAAAGAGUAUCUCUUACUAGUGUUCAAAAUAGCUCAGGCUUGUUAUUAUGCGCUUAGCCGGGCCACCGGGAACGAAGAGAAGAGACGAGUUAAACUAGAGGAAAAGAGCGAAAGGUCACAAGAGGAAAACCAGAGGAGGCGCGGCGCCCGGGAGAGGCAACUCCAAGAGGAAGAAGAGCUGCAAAGAGCCGAACAGGAACGCGAACUGCAGCGAAAUGAAGGGCGCCAGAAGCUGGAGAGGUCGAGCGCCUCUAAGGAAGAGCAGCUGCAGCGCCAAGAGCAAGAAAGGCGACUCCAGGAGCGCGAGAGGCGGCUGCAGGAGCGCGAGAGGCAGCGCUUGGAGGAAGAGCAGCUGCAAAGACCCGGGAGGGAAAGACAGAGAGAGAGGCAGAUCCGGGAAGAAGAGGAGAAACUGACACUGGAGCGAGAGCAAGAGCGUCGCCGCCGCGAACAGAGACAGGAGAGCGCAGAAGGGUACAGAAGGCAAGAGCAGGAGAGGCAGCAAAGGGAGCGACAGAGAGAGCGCCAGGAAGAAAGGCUGCAGGAACGUGCAGAGCAGGGCUUGGAGGAAGCGCAGCAGCUACGACGUCAAGAAGAAAGACAGGCCCGCGAGCAAGGUGAGAGCCGCGGCCUCCGACUGCAGUGGCAGCUGGAAAGAGAAGUUCAAGGUCGGCAGAACAAACUCUACUCUAAGCCCCGCAGGCAGGAGGAUGGCCAAUUCCUGGAGGAAGAGCUGAGACGCCGACAACAGAGAGAGGAGAGACAGCGGCGCCAGGAGCGAGAGAGGCAGUUGCUCGAGGAAGAGGCGUUGCAGCGUCAGGACAGGUUCGGUCAGCUGCGGGAUAGGGACGUUGACUACCGCUUCCAGGAGGAGCAGGAAAGACAGCGACGUGAAGAGGAGCAGGCUCGCCGGCGACAGAUACGCGACCAGCAGCGCCAAGAGGAGGAGCGGCGCCGCGACCUCAAAGUCCAGUGGCUGCCGGAAGAAGAAGCCGAGAGACGCCGAAACCGACUCUACUCCAGGCCCUCUGAACAAGAACGUCGGGCCCAACGAGAGAGGCAGCUGAGAGAGGAAGAGGAGCGCGAGCUUCAGCAGCAAGAGAGGAGGAGGCUCCAGGAGCAGAGGGAGCAGCUGUAUCGCGAGGAAGAGCAGCUUCAACAGGAAGAAGAGCAGCUCCGACGGCGCCAGGAGAGAGAGGAUGGAAGGCGCCUUGAGGAGCGAGAGAGGCAGCUGCGCGACGAAGAGGCGUUGCAGCGUCAGGACAGGUUCGGUCAGCUGCGGGAUAGGGACGUCGACGACCGCUUCCAGGAGGAGCAGGAAAGACAGCGACGUGAAGAGGAGCAGGCUCGCCGGCGACAGAUACUCCAGUGGCUGCCAGAAGAAGAAGCCCAGAGACGCCGUAACCGACUCUACUCCAAACCCUCUGAAGAAGAACAGCUCCGGGAGGAGGAAGAGCAGCUGCAACGCCUGGAGAGGGAGAGGAGGCGCCAGGAGCAGCGGGACAGAAAGUACCGAGAGGAAGAGCAGCUCCGGGAGGAAGAAGACGAGCUUCAGCGCCUGGAACAGGAGGUAGAAAAGAGACGUGAGGCGUUAGAAAAGAGGAGGCGCCGGGAGCAGCGAGACGGACAGUACCGGGAGGAAGAGCAGCUCCGGGAGGAAGAAGAGCUCCAGCGCCUGGAACAGGAGGUAGAAAAGAGACGUGAGGAGUUAGAGAAGAGGAGGCGCCGGGAGCAGAGAGACAGACAGUCCCGGGAGGAAGAGCAGCUCCGAGAGGAAGAAGAAGAGCUUCAGCGCCUGGAACAGGAGAGAGACAGACAGUCCCGGGAGGAAGAGCAGCUCCGAGAGGAAGAAGAAGAGCUUCAGCGCCUGGAACAGGAGCGGGACAGAAAGUACCGAGAGGAAGAACAGCUCCAGCGCCUGGAGAGAGAGGAGAAGAGGAGGCGCCAGGAGCAGCGAGAUAGACAGUACCGGGAGGAAGAGAAGCUCCAGGAGGACGAAGAGCAGAGGCGCCGGGAGCAGCGAGACGGACAGUACCGGGAGGAAGAACAGCUCCGCGAGGAGGAAGAAGAGCUUCAGCGCCUGGAACAGGAGCGGGACAGAAAGUACCGGGAGGAAGAACAGCUCCAGGAGGAAGAAGAACAGCUCCGGCGCCUGGAGAGGGAGGAGAAGAGGAGGCGCCAGGAGCAGCGGGACAGAAAGUACCGAGAGGAAGAACAGCUCCGGGAGGAAGAAGAGCAGCUCCAGGAGGAGGAAGAGCAGCUCCAGCGCCUGGAACAGGAGGAAGAGCAGCUCCGGGAGGAGGAAGAGCAGCUCCAGCGCCUGGAACUGGAGGAGAAAAGACUUCGCCUGCAGCAGCAAGACCGGCAAUACCGGGAGGAGGAGCAACUCCAACAAGAGCGAGAACAAGAAAGGAGAAGCCGCCAGGAGCAAGAUGGGAAAUUCUCGGAUGAAGAACCGUUGUACCAAGAGGAACGAGAAGAAGCGAAAAGACUUCGUCAGAGCAGAGACAGGAAGUUCCGCGAGGAGCAGGAGUUUCGCGGGCAGGACCAAGAGAGAAGGAAAAGACUCCUCCAGGCCCGAGACAGACAACUCCAGGAGGAAGAGGAGACCUACCCUCAGGAGCGAGACAGACAAUACCGUAAGGAACGGCGCUCCCAGGAGGCCCGGGACAGGCAAUUCCCGGAGGAAGAGGGCGCGCUCUCUCAGCAACGAGAGGAACAGAGACGCAGGCUGGAACAAGAGGAAGAGCGGUUCCUCAGGAAGGAGCGGGAGCAAGAACUGACAGGACGUCAAGAACGAGACAGAAGAUUUCGCGAGGAAGAGCAGCUCCGUCGCCAGGAAAGAGAACAAGAGCUAAGACGCCGUCAAGAACGAGACAGGACAUUCCCCAGGGAAGAGCAGCUGAGGGAGCAAGAACUAGAGCAAGAACAGAGACGCAGGCAGGAACGAGACAGAAAAUUCCGAGAGCAAGAGCAAAGCCUCCAGCAAGCAGUAGAAGAAGAAAGGAGACGCCGUCUAGAACAAGACAGGAAGUUUCGUGAGGAAGAACAGCUUUACAGAGAGGAGCAGGAGCAAAGACGUCGACAAGAACCAGCCAGGAGGUUCCGUGAGGAAGAACAGCUCCUCCAGCAGGAAGAGGAGGAAGAGCAGAGGCGCCGUCAGGAAGGCGACAGGAAAUUCCGUGAGGAGGAGCAGCUCCGCAGACAAGAGCUAGAGCAGGAGCAGAGACGCCAGGAACGGGAGAGGAAAUUCCGUGAGGAAGAGCAGCUCCGCAGACAGGAACUAGAGCAGGAGCAGAGGCGCCGUCAGGAACGCGACGGAAAAUUCCGUGAAGAGGAGCAACUGCGCAGACAGGAGCUAGAGCAGGAGCAAAGACUCCAAGAACGGAGCAGAAAAUUCCGUGAGGAGGAGCAGCUCCGCAGACAAGACCUAGAGCAGGAGCAGAGGCGCCAGGAACGGGAGAGGAAAUUCCGUGAGGAAGAGCAGCUCCGCAGACAGGAACUAGAGCAGGAGCAGAGGCGCCGUCAGGAACGCGACAGAAAAUUCCGUGAAGAGGAGCAACUGCGCAGACAGGAGCUAGAGCAGGAGCAAAGACUCCAAGAACGGAGCAGAAAAUUCCGUGAGGAGGAGCAGCUCCGCAGACAAGACCUAGAGCAGGAGCAGAGGCGCCAGGAACGAGAGAGGAAAUUCCGUGAGGAAGAGCAGCUCCGCAGACAGGAACUAGAGCAGGAGCAGAGGCGCCAGGAACGGGACAGGAAAUUCCGUGAGGAAGAGCAGCUCCGCAGACAGGAACUAGAGCAGGAGCAGAGGCGCCAGGAACGGGACAGGAAAUUCCGUGAGGAAGAGCAGCUCCGCAGACAGGAACUAGAGCAGGAGCAGAGGCGCCAGGAACGGGACAGGAAAUUCCGUGAGGAAGAGCAGUUUCGCAGACAGGAGCUAGAGCAGGAGCAGAGGCGCCAGGAACGGGAGAGGAAAUUCCGUGAGGAGGAGCAACUGCGCAGACAGGAACUAGAGCAGGAGCGGAGGCGCCAGGAACGGGACAGGAAAUUCCGUGAGGAAGAGCAGCUCCGCAGACAGGAGCGAGAAGGGCAGCGGUACCGUCAAGAAAUCGACUCGCAAACGCCGGGCCAGCUCCGAGACAGGCAGUCCAGAGAGGAAGACAAAAGUCGUAGGCAGGCCCAGGAAUUUAGCUCACGACAAAUUUCUAAACCAAUUGUCCGUUCCAGCCCACUCUAUGAAUAUAUUCAAGAACAAAGGUCCCAAUAUCGUCCAUAG
Molecule: messenger RNA, 4488 nt
Organism: Trichosurus vulpecula (common brushtail)
Lineage: Eukaryota; Metazoa; Chordata; Mammalia; Diprotodontia; Phalangeridae
Gene: TCHH
Product: trichohyalin
Exons: 11
Coding region: 1-4488 (1495 amino acids)
Biological process (GO): intermediate filament organization
Molecular function (GO): calcium ion binding; transition metal ion binding; RNA binding
Source: RefSeq, a predicted model, not a curated record